Messenger RNA from Talpa occidentalis (Iberian mole), 1149 nucleotides. It is a transcript of the gene PSME3, whose product is annotated as proteasome activator subunit 3. Lineage: Eukaryota; Metazoa; Chordata; Mammalia; Eulipotyphla; Talpidae. The coding region runs from base 226 to 990 and encodes 254 amino acids. Gene Ontology annotation, molecular function: endopeptidase activator activity. The record is from RefSeq and is a predicted model, not a curated record. Gene Ontology annotation, cellular component: nucleoplasm; proteasome activator complex; cytoplasm. Gene Ontology annotation, biological process: positive regulation of endopeptidase activity; regulation of proteasomal protein catabolic process; regulation of G1/S transition of mitotic cell cycle. The transcript has 11 exons.
GCGUGAGCGGCGAAAGCCGGGAGGGCGAGCAAGAUAGCGAGCAGGCACCAGGCAGCAGGCGGGCGGGUGGACCGCACGGAGGGAAGGUGCGAACGAACAGUGAGUGAGCCAGCGAGGUCGGCCGCGUCCCGAGAGCAUCCGAGAUUCCUCCCGUCCCUCUGAUCCCCUCCCCGGAGCCCACAGCGCCUCCGGUCUCCAGCGGAGCGGACACGGCCCGACCCGGCCAUGGCCUCGUUGCUGAAGGUGGAUCAGGAAGUGAAGCUCAAGGUUGAUUCUUUCAGGGAGCGGAUCACAAGUGAGGCAGAAGACUUGGUGGCAAAUUUUUUCCCAAAGAAGUUGUUAGAACUUGAUAGUUUUUUGAAGGAACCAAUUCUAAACAUCCAUGACUUAACUCAGAUCCACUCAGACAUGAAUCUCCCGGUCCCAGACCCCAUUCUUCUCACCAAUAGCCAUGAUGGACUGGAUGGUCCUACUUACAAGAAGCGAAGAUUGGAUGAGUGUGAAGAGGCCUUCCAAGGAACCAAGGUGUUUGUGAUGCCCAAUGGGAUGCUAAAAAGCAACCAGCAGCUGGUGGAUAUUAUUGAGAAAGUGAAACCUGAGAUACGGCUGCUGAUUGAGAAAUGCAACACGGUCAAAAUGUGGGUACAGCUCCUGAUUCCUAGGAUAGAAGAUGGGAACAACUUUGGAGUGUCCAUUCAGGAGGAGACCGUUGCAGAACUAAGAACAGUUGAGAGUGAAGCUGCCUCUUAUCUGGACCAGAUUUCUAGAUAUUACAUUACAAGAGCCAAAUUGGUUUCUAAAAUAGCUAAAUAUCCCCAUGUGGAGGACUACCGCCGCACCGUCACAGAGAUUGAUGAGAAAGAAUAUAUCAGCCUGCGGCUCAUCAUUUCAGAGCUAAGGAAUCAAUAUGUCACUCUACAUGACAUGAUCCUGAAAAACAUCGAGAAGAUCAAACGGCCCCGGAGCAGCAAUGCAGAGACACUGUACUGAGGCCAGGGCCAGGGCCAGGGGACUCUGUGAGUCUGGCUCAAGACCGACAUUGCCUUGGUUUGUUACACAACUAUCGUGAUGGGGAAACUGGCUGGAAAUAGUAAUCACACCUCUCUCUGUUUUUAGUUAGAGUCUAAUGAAACUCUCAUGUAGUUCUGU